CAUGUUUCUGACAGUCAGCUGUUGCAGGAAAGUUUGAUCGGUCUUCUUUUUUUUCUUCUUCCUUCAGAGCUCUCUUUCAGUCCUUAAUCGCUUCUAUCGACACAAAAGAAGAAGAGAAAAGUCUUCCGGCACCAAACUUCCGCAACUAUCGGCAUGAGUUUGAACGAGCACUCGCUGCAGGCGCUGUCAUGGAGGAAGUUGUACUUAAGCCGAGCCAAACUCAAAGCCACCAGCCGCACUUCAGCCCUUUUGUCAGGGUUCGCGAUGGUUGCCAUGGUGGAGGUACAACUGGAAAGGGAUUUUACUUACCCUCCAGGGCUGCUGAUAGCGUUCAGUGCCUGCACCACAGUGCUAGUGGCAGUGCACCUGUUUGCACUCAUGGUCAGCACCUGCAUCCUCCCUAAUCUCGAGGCCGUCAGCAACGUUCACAACCUCAACUCGGUGAACGAGUCGCCACAUGAGCGCAUGCAUCGCCACAUCGAGCUGGCCUGGGCCUUUUCCACCGUCAUCGGCACCCUCCUGUUCCUCACCGAGGUGAUGCUGCUCUGCUGGGUCAAGUUCUUGCCCCUUAAGAGCAACACGGAGAACAACGGCACCAUUAGUUCCGGCGAAGCCGCGGCCAUCGCGUCCACUUGCAUCAUGGUGCCUUUCGGAUUGGUUUUUAUCGUCUUCGCCGUUCACUUUUACCGCACGCUCGUCAGUCACAAAACAGACCGGCAAAUCCGAGAACUGGAGCAGGUCAUCCGGCUGCAGAACCAACUGGACCACAGGACGGAAAACGACGAGCUGAAGGCCGGAGGCCAUUUCGCUUGACCGAUGUGCUUGCUUGGAAGAGCUCGGGACAUUUCAGCCAUGCUUUUAGUUAAAGGAACAUCAUUUUAUUGUUUUUUUUUUUAAUCUGCACUGAAGCUUUGGUGAGUUCUUUCUCACAUUUUUGCGCGUUUUAGUAGGAAAACAAUUUCUGUCCUUAUGUCAUGCUGCGUUUUUGUUCCUGCAGCUAUCACGAGAUUGAAUACAAAACCCUACUGAAAGACGUCCAUAUUAGUGAUAGUUAUAGCCAUCGAUGUGUCACUAUUGUUUGAAUGAAGGAGUUACAUGCAUUAUACAGUGUGAAAUUAGCUUUAUAUGCACUGUUGGAAAAGUAGGUCAGUGGCGCAAGCAGGAUGGUGUAGUUAAAGUUAAAGUACCGAUGAUUGUCACACACACACACACACACACACACACGCUAGGUGUGGCGAAAUUCUGCAUAUUGACACAAGCGAUACCUGACAAAGGACAGUUUAAAGUUAAAGUUAAAGUACCAAUGAUUGACACACACACACUAGGUGUGGUGAAAUUUGUCCUCUGCAUCUGACCCAUCCCUUGUUCACCCCCUGGGAGGUGAGGGGAGCAGUGGGCAGCAGCAGUGGCCGCGCCCGGGAAUCAUUUUUGGUGAUUUAACCCCCAAUUUCCAACCCUUGAUGAUGAGUGCCAAGCAGGGAGGUAAUGGGUGCCAUUUUUAUAGUCUUUGGUAUGACUCGGCCGGGGUUUGAACUCACAACCUACCGAUCUCAGGGCGGACACUCUAACCACUAGGUCACUGAGUAGGUAUUUAUUCACAAUGUUACAUGUGGAAAAGAAAUAUGUGUGGAGUGAAUAUCCAAGUCCAAAGCAAAUACCUGAAGCAGAUGUAGACAGCUUUACUGUAUAAGUCUAUACAAGACAGUUCCAACUUUGGGGCAAAGGGUGGCAGCUCAGUGGAAUAUCUAAAAAGGGCAAAAAGGAAAAAAUAUGGUCACAUGUUGUACAGUCGACACCAGGGGUGCCCAUUAUGUCGAUCGAGAGCUACUGGACGACCGCGGAGGGUGUCAGUCGAUCGCCAGCCAGGCAUAAAAAAAAAUAGACCUCAAAACCAAGACGUCACUUUAUUGACAUUCACGGCACCCGAGGGUCUUUUGAGAUGACGCUGGCAACCGCGAGCUUAUUAUUGAGAAAAAAUGACCGACAGUAAGGCAAGAAACACUUUAUUUCAACAGACUGCCAUCAAAAUUCUAAAGACCGACUGCACAGUUCCUGUCUUUGCAAUAAAAGCGCUGCUUCAUCCUGCCUGCGCUAACAAAAUAAGAGUCCCAGAAAGCUGGAGUGCUCAAGAUAGCAAGCUACGGAGUUGCCGCCAAUGUAUUUUAUUGUAAAGUGUGUAAUAAGGAGUAUGGAAGCUGGACAAAUAAGAUGCCAAAUACCAACCACUUACAGAAAGGAGGACUUUUUUUUCUCCUUCAUUCAAAAAUGCGGACGUUAUCAUCACUACUGUCUGGUUGCAAUCCAUACAAGUCAUCAGAAUCAGGUAAUACGCCAACUUAUAUUCUUGUCUUCAUGAAAGAAAGGAAUCUAUAUGUGUUAAACAUGCUUGUAUCAUCGUUAAACACCUUUAACUUGUUAACAAAAUCCUCUAUUUCAUAAAUGUAAAUUAUAUAUAUGAAUGAGGUAGAUCCCCUCCACUUGGUCAAUUGAAAAGUAGCUCGCCUGCAGAAAAAGUGUGGACACCUCUGGUCCACACCAAAAUCCACUAAUAAUCAGUCCCUUCAGGAAUUUGCGAUGAUUGUCACAAUUGCACCAAUUCGACCAAACCUCACGAAUUAUGUACGGCCUCAAACACACAUGUCAACUGUUUAAUCAAAACUUAUGCUUAUUUCUUUGUAUACCAAGUAGAAAAAACAACAUGUAACAAUGUACUGAACACAAAUAUAAACCCAACACUUGUUUUUGCUCCCAUUUUUCAUAAGUUGAACUCAAAGAUGUAAAAAUGUUACUAUAAAAGACAUAUUCCUCUCAAAUAUUGUUCACAAAUCUUUGUCAAGAUUAUCCAUCCCACCUCACAUGUGUGGCCUAUCAAAAUGCUGAUUAAACAGCAUGAUUAUUGCACAGGUGUGCCUUAGGCUGCCCACGAUAAAAGGCCACUCUAAAAUGUGCAGAGUUGCUUUAUUUCCGAGCCUGCGGGUCGGUUUGUCGGAAAGUCUCUUACUUACCAACAAAAAUCACUGCCAUAGAUCGCUCUUAACAGUUCACAAAUGCUCAUAACGUGCAGGGAGGAAUGUGUUGGAACAUAAGUGAAUGUUUAAAAGGGACAAACACUUUUCAAGCUUAAAAAAUACACGGAGAAUGUCUGCAACAUGUGGACGACAGAGCAGUCCGGGAACUGCAAAAAAGGCUUUGGUGGUGUUUCUUUCUGUAAUUAUGAUUAAUGAUUACUAUUAGUUAUAAUUAAUCAAAGAGUACAGUAAUUUGACUGAGUACUGAGCAUGUGAUUUUACUGCCACCUAGUGUCUCCUUUUAAGUCUGUGUGGUAUUAAACGAAAUUCGGUGUUUUUUAGGUUAAUAAUAAUAAUAAUAAUGGAUUAGAUUUAUAUAGAAUUUUUCUAUCGACUAGUACAGCGGUUCGCAAACUACGGCCCGCGGGCCAGAUAAAAUAAAAAAUCUGGCCUGCGGGAACUCCCAAGUUGAAAAUUAAAAAAAAUAUUUUUUUUGUAAUAUAUAUAUAUAUAUAUAUAUA
This is a messenger RNA of Nerophis lumbriciformis (worm pipefish), 3529 nucleotides long. Its product is annotated as calcium release-activated calcium channel protein 1-like. Gene Ontology annotation, biological process: store-operated calcium entry. The record is from RefSeq and is a predicted model, not a curated record. Gene Ontology annotation, cellular component: membrane. Lineage: Eukaryota; Metazoa; Chordata; Actinopteri; Syngnathiformes; Syngnathidae. Gene Ontology annotation, molecular function: store-operated calcium channel activity.